Molecule: messenger RNA, 1608 nt
Organism: Oldenlandia corymbosa var. corymbosa
Lineage: Eukaryota; Viridiplantae; Streptophyta; Magnoliopsida; Gentianales; Rubiaceae
Source: the annotation of a GenBank genome assembly
AUGCCAACCACUGUGAACGAAGAAUCCGAGCUUGAAGCGGGGGAUAAAACCCACGCAUCGACUGCAGUGGAGGCAGAUGAAGUUCCUGAGAACCAAACGAAAGAAAGGAAUAUUGGUAAGAAGAUUACUGUUAAUCCUAUGGCUAAAUUUGAUUAUAAUCACAAGGUUGAUAUUCCUGCACAUUUGAAUGAAGAAAAUGAUAGUGUGAUUUUGGAUUUAAAUGAUGGUGAAGUUGUGACUCUGGAAUUGAGUGAUUGGAAUGUUGAUGCGUUGAGUUUAAAUGAUUCGGUUGAUGAUGUUUGUGCGAAACGGAACUGUAAUUCAUCGAAUUUGGAUGUAAUAUCUAUUGUUAUGAGGGAGGUACCACUUAAUGAGAUUGAUUAUGUGCCUUUGAAUGAUGUUUGUGUUGAUAUGAUGAUUCUGGUUAGUAAAGAUAGUGAAAACUUGAGUUUAAGAUUGGAUAAAACUGUAAUGGUGCUUCUUGAAUCAGAAUUGGAAUCUGUUGUUGAUGCUAUGGUUGUUCAUUUCGGUCAGUGUUCAAAAAUGCUUAAUCGUGAGAGUUCAUUGAAUGUGGUCUAUGAUAGAUGGUGGAAGAUAGAGCUGGUGAUCAAGAAAACCUCAAGGGGAGUGGAUGUAUUGCUGAUUACUGCAACGUAUACUCUUUUCUUGAUGAUGGCUGGAAACUACUAUUACUUGAGCAUGCCUUCUAUAGCCUGUAAGAGAACACCUAAAUAUGUUUGGAAUGAUAUGUUGAAAAGAGGCAACUUUCGUGGGAUGUCUGAAAACCAAGAAGUAGUGAAAUUGCUUGAUGAUGUGGGAAGUCUCUUGGCUUUUUGUAUUCCAGCUGCAUUUCUAUCUAAGCUUCUGAAAGCUAAACCCAAUGGAAAUAGUUCAUUCCGUGUUAAUUUUAUCAAAGAGAAUGACUCUGCAUUUCACAUGAACUUUGGAUGGAAAAUUGCUUGGUUUAUCUUUGAAGUUGUAUUAGAUUGGCAUGAUUUGGCUGAACCUGUUGAGGGCUAUGGUCUUGACAUUACUGUUACUGAAAUUGACUUGUUUGGUGGUGAUCUUUAUGUUAUUAUAAGCUCCGUAUUUAAGAAAAUCAUAAAAAAUCUCUAUCCCUGGUCUGAAGUAAUAACUGGUACACAUGGUAAGUUGCUUCACAAGAGCUCAGAUUGGAUCAAGGGAUAUUAUAGCAAUGCUGGUGUGGAAUGUCCCAUUGUUUUGCCAAAAGAGCAGUAUGGUGGCCUAAAUUUAGGUGUUCUGAUCCUUGGCAACAGAGUUAAGCAUCAAUAUCAGUGCUCCUUGGUGGUAAGUGUGUAUGUUCUCCCAGUUGGUGGUGUGUUUAUCCGUCAUGAAGUUCUUUUUGAAGGUUGUUUGUUUGGAAAUUUUCUUUUUGGACUGAGUGAUUAUAAUUCCAUAUGGCAUACUGUGAUACUAUAUGACGAGUUUAUCAGUGUUGAAGAUCAUGUUAAUUGUGGAAGUAGUGAAGACAAGAAGUCUCUUUCCCAAGAUAUUGAGGGUUGUGUGAUUAAGUGGAAUUACUUUAUGAAUUCAAUUGAGGCAGAAAAUGAAACUGUAAAGCAUGAUAUGAUGAAAUUUAUUUUUUGA